Molecule: messenger RNA, 1757 nt
Organism: Liolophura sinensis
Lineage: Eukaryota; Metazoa; Mollusca; Polyplacophora; Chitonida; Chitonidae
Product: GDP-D-glucose phosphorylase 1-like
Exons: 10
Coding region: 454-1539 (361 amino acids)
Biological process (GO): glucose metabolic process
Cellular component (GO): cytoplasm
Molecular function (GO): GDP-D-glucose phosphorylase activity
Source: RefSeq, a predicted model, not a curated record
CCUCAAACUUCAUAUGUAACUAGUUUUGUCCUACAAGUACUAGAAUAGCAUUUUAUAAUUUUGGAAGGAUGCAUCUUUCAAUUCUUAAACAGAAAGAGCUUAAAGACUUUGCUGUAAAUCACACUGAAUAUGGUGACCAGACUAAGUGACCUACAAAAGGAACAAAAUUCAACCCCAAAGAGAUAUCUGCGAGAAUUUGCAGGUAGAUAUCUGCAGUUUUCUAGACAAACGACUUAAAGCACUCUCCAAUUCCAAGCAAGAACUAUAAACUUGCAGCUUUUCAGCAUGGAAGUCUAAUAAAUCAAACUAUGGCUGUGAGCUACAUGUUCACCAUUCCAAAUAUUAACCAUUCACAGCCAGUGUCUGGGCUGUGUCCAUUGAAGAGAAAGGACUGAGGAUAUCAUUUGCUAUUUGUACAGAUUGAGUGUAAAUUGGUUGUUGUUAUGAAUCAUUAUGUUUCAGUUGUUUCAGUACCAUGAGAGUGAUUUUGUUGUAAGCACAGAGCCUUGGGAUGACAGCAAACCACAUUGCAGUAAGUUUGACGAGGAAGUGCAGUUACGCUGGGAUCAGGCAAUGGAAGAUGGCCAUUUUAGAUACAGGUUAGACAACAUUGAACGACGAGUGCUUGAGGGAGAGAAACAUUACGUGGUUGAGCUGAACGAGAAGAGGGCCAAAGAAAGACGGAGACCGCAGCCUGUGAAGAGUGUACAAGAGCCAUUUAAUCCCAAUGUCUUCAAUUUCAACAAGAUUAAACCUGAGGAAAUACUUUUCUCAAUUCAUAAACAUGAAAGCCAAAGUGAUGUCAAUGCAUGUUCUUUGGGAAAAGAUGAUAAGGUUGACGGAAAAGUUACAGAGAAGGGAGAGAGGAGCCUGGUUGUGAUCAAUGUUAGUCCCCUAGGUUAUGGCCAUGUCUUGCUGGUACCAAACGUGGAAGCUUGUUUACCUCAGGUAUUGACGGAGUCCGCGAUCAAGUUAGCCUUGGAGGCCAUGUUACUGAGCGCCCAUAGAGGUUUCCGCAUUGGAUUUAACAGUUUGUGUGCGCUUGCAUCCGUCAAUCAUCUUCAUUUCCAUGCGUACUACUUGGAUGAGGAAUUGUUCAUAGAGUACUGCAAAGUAGCAACAUUUUCAGGAAUUUGUUACGAGUUAAAGACUACGCCUGUAAGAGGGUUUGCUGUUCAGCUUUAUGGCUCUAAUGUGUCUAGAGUGGCCAGAGUGCUACAUUCCGUAUCGUCCUAUUUUACACGAGAGAAUAUUGCUCACAAUAUGUUCAUAUCGCGAGGAACAAGAUUUGGUGAGGGACGAGGAAGUAAGGAGAGGACCGUGAGAGUGAUCGUCUGGCCACGCACUUCUCAGUGUGGUGACACAACAGGGGGCUUGUUUAAUGCAGCGGCUGUGGAAUUGGCAGGCCACUUACCUAUAAAAGAAAGCGAGGGAUUCCAGGAGCUUGUGGAAGCUGAUGUAGAGAAAUCCUUGUCAGAGAUCAGUCUGUCACAUGAAGAAUUCCUGACUCUUAAACAGAAUCUCAAAGAAAUUAUAUAACUGUUUUCAUUAUAUAUUUAUUUUACGUAAUGUUCAGUUGUUUUUAAAAGUAUGCAAAUUUUAAGAUAGUAUUAGGAUUUUUGUGAUCUUUUGGUGAGGCAGGGAAUUUGAUUUAAAUGAAGUGUAGGGUUAUACUUGUAGUCAAACUUGGAGUAUUGAGUAUAUAUGUAUAUGUAUAUAUAGGUAUGAAAAUAAGAUUUUUAUGAUGUGGAGAAAUG